Messenger RNA from Panonychus citri (citrus red mite), 2193 nucleotides. RefSeq names its product proton-coupled zinc antiporter SLC30A1-like. Gene Ontology annotation, molecular function: zinc ion transmembrane transporter activity. Gene Ontology annotation, cellular component: membrane. The record is from RefSeq and is a predicted model, not a curated record. The transcript is spliced from 9 exons. Lineage: Eukaryota; Metazoa; Arthropoda; Arachnida; Trombidiformes; Tetranychidae. The coding region runs from base 428 to 1759 and encodes 443 amino acids. Gene Ontology annotation, biological process: zinc ion transmembrane transport; detoxification of zinc ion; intracellular zinc ion homeostasis.
CUAGAAUUUGAUAUUCUACUAAUGAUGAAACAACAAUUAAUUUCUAAAUAGUUGACAUAUUGAAAUUUCACAUGAAUUAUCAAAUUCUAUCAAGUUAAUCAUUUAAAUUACAUUUCCAUUCUCUUAGUAACUUGUAAUGUGUUCACUUUAAUACCAAGAAAUCACCAUUUUGUUUUCGUCUCACUGGUCUAUCAAGUAAUCGAGAGUCGUUCUCACCUACAAUCAGCUUGAAAGAGAAGGGAAGAUCUCAAAGUGAAAGAGUGAACAUGAAACAGUAAUAACCAUUUGCAACAAUUUUUUCAUCUCUUCUGCCAACUCAUCUAAUCUCAUCUGGUCUCAUCUUCCUUUGUAACCAUCAAUAUCUGUCUUAAUCAGAGCUCUGGAUUCUUCUACUUUAUUGAUACAUUUCUAAUCAAAACAGAUCAAAAUGACAGCUGAGAACAAAGGAGCUCGAAUGAAGUUACUCUUUAUGCUUGUUCUAACGACCUCAUUUUUUUUCGUAGAAUUAGUUGUUGGUUAUGUUACUAAUUCAAUGGCUCUGGUUGCUGAUUCAUUUCACAUGUUGUCCGAUGUAAUUGCUUUGGUUAUUGCUUAUGUUUCGGUUCUCAUGUCACCCAAAAAAUGGGCUAAAAACACUUUCGGCUGGGCGAGAGCUGAAGUUCUCGGAGCUUUGGUAAAUGCUGUUUUUCUGGUUGCUCUUUGUUUCUCCAUCUUUGUUGAAUCAAUUAAACGUUUCUACAAUCCUGAAGAGCUUCAUGCACCUCAAUUAAUUUUAGGUGUUGGAGCUACUGGUUUAGCAGUUAAUGUAAUUGGAUUAUUCCUAUUUCAUGGACACGGUCAUUCACAUGGUGGUGGAGGAAGUAGUAACAAUCAUUCACAUGAAACUGGUGAUGGUCAUGUUCAUAAUCAGAAUAAAAAGUCAGAUAAAUCAUCCAAACAGGGUGGACACUCUAGUGAACAAAUGAACAUGAGAGGUGUUUUUCUUCACGUUCUUGCCGAUGCCUUGGGAUCAGUAAUUGUUAUCAUAUCUGCUCUGAUAAUUAUGUUUACUUCGUGGUCAAUUAAAGACUAUGUUGAUCCAUCUCUUUCUGUAAUCAUGGUUUGUUUAAUUAGCUAUAGUACUUGGCCACUUUUAGUUGAAUCAGCGAUGAUUUUAUUACAAACUGUUCCAACUCAUAUUCAAAUUGAUUCUCUUCAAAGAAAAUUAUUACAAAAAAUUGAUGGUGUUCUCGCUGUCCAUGAACUUCAUGUCUGGCAAUUGGCUGGUGAUCGUAUCAUAGCUUCAGCUCAUAUAAGAUGUCACAAUCUCCAUGAUUACAUGAGAAUAGCUGAAAAGGUGAAAGAAUUUUUCCAUGAUGAAGGAAUUCAUUCAACAACAAUACAACCUGAAUUCGUAGACAUUGAAUUAGAAGAAGAUGAAGAAAACUGUGUUCUCGACUGCCCUCAGAAUACAAGUUGUGCCGCACAAACUUGUUGUGGUCCCAAAAAGGAAACGCUAACAAAGUUAAACAUCCACAACGGUGUUUAUAAAGGUUAUGGUGAAAAUGGACCUACGGCAAUUAGACGUCGACCAAGAAACGAUCAAGGAUCAGCUGAAUGUGAACUACUUGAGAUUCCGCUUUCAGAGAUAAAUGUGGAAAUAGCGGAUAUCGAUAAUUCCGAUGAUGAUGAUGAUAAUAACGACGGACCUGAUGUUAAAUUAACAUCAAUACAAAAAGGAGGAAUUGGUGACUCCCGAUCAGUGAAUAAUAUUGUAUAAAGACUUUUUUAUAUUAAAUUGUGUAAAUGUGAUAAUCAGAUUGACGAGGGGACACCAAAGUUUUAAAGUUAAAAAAAAAUGGCCAUGGCUUAAUCUCUUCUAAACCAUCACAAUGAUUUUGAUUAUUUAAGUAACAAUCAAUCUCAAUUGAAUUUGCAUUUAAACCCAUCCAAAUUUACUAAUUGUUGGAAACAAUGUGAAUUUAUCACCUUUUUCUCUCCUACACAAACACACAUACAACUUUACUACUUUUCGAUAGUAAUUUACUUUUAUUUAUAUAAAUAAUAUCAAAUUAAAAUUCUAACAAUCAGUUGACAUUUCAACCUGACCUCAUAUGAGAUACUGAUUACCAUGUUCUCGAACGAGACAAAUUCAAUUUAAAAUCAAACAAAUUAAACUUAUUUAAUUGAUGAUUUUUUCUAAUCAAAUUUAAA